Molecule: messenger RNA, 2363 nt
Organism: Penaeus indicus
Lineage: Eukaryota; Metazoa; Arthropoda; Malacostraca; Decapoda; Penaeidae
Exons: 16
Coding region: 96-2363 (755 amino acids)
Biological process (GO): proteolysis
Molecular function (GO): serine-type peptidase activity
Source: RefSeq, a predicted model, not a curated record
CGGUCAUUACCUAGUUACUUUGCCGACAACCUGGCCGCUGUGAGGUCGAUCUUUCCAAGGGCAGCACGAACAAGGGUCGUCGCUUCGUCGUCCAGAUGCUGAGGAAGAGCGUCCCUGCGGGCCCCUGGCUCUGCGCCCUAGCCCUCGCGUGGGGGGCGUGGUCGGCGGCGGCGGCGGAGGCUCCAGUGGGUGGGGAGCUUAUCGGCGGGCAGGACGAAGGGGGCGUGGCCAGGGGUGUGCUUUUAAACCUCGAUCAAAUCUUCAUCCCGACGGUGGCCAGCGUGUCCGGCGAGUUUGAUGACGGCGAGGCCGACGGCGGGCGCCACGACCUCCCCGACGAGCGCACUGAAGACGCCUCGCCGGGCAUUCUCACCAUCGGCACGGAGAGUCCUUGGGAGGACCUGCUGAGGGGAGACGGAGGCCGCCCGGGGAGUUCGGACGAAGGUGGCGAGGCAGAGGGAGGCCCCGCGGCAGAAGGGUCGGCCUCCUCCCAGUCAAAGGCGGAGGAGGCGGAAGGAGGGGAUGCGGCCGGGGCGAUGGGCGUGCAGGAGAAGCCCUACGGAACGUGGUCGUCGCCCGUCACCAGCGAGAUGGUCACGAAGGCUUACAACAAGAUCGACGAGUCCCCGCAGGUGGACCCUGUCACAGGGAAUGUCUUCUGGAGUGAGUCCUUGAGCAACGAGAACGGAAUCAACGCCGUCUUCCACUUUGAUCCUGAGAGCCGCGCCAUCGUACGGUGGACGUCUCGCGACAUCAACGUCUGGACACGGGUCAACGGGUACGGCGGAGGCGCCUUCACCGUCUACAACCACACUCUCUUCUUCUCCAACUUUGAAGACAACGCCAUCUACAGGCAGGACGGUCCCGAAGGCAUCCCGCAGCAGCUGACCAACACGUCCUAUAGGAGAUAUGCCGAUGGUUCCUACAGCCCGCAGCUGGACGCCCUCUUCCUGGUGGUGGAGGACCACGAGCUGGAACUGAAGGGCGAGGCGACGGAGCCCGAGUGCGGGAUCGUGAUGGUGGACGCCCGCAACGGCACUGAGAGGGUGGUGGUCGCCCACGCCGACUUCUUCGCCUCGCCCAGGGUGUCUCAGGACGGGCGCCUCCUCGUGUGGGUGCAGUGGAAUCACCCGCAGAUGCCCUGGGGAGAAACGCGGAUGUUCGUUGGCGAAAUUAAGUACAGCCUGGGGAAGGUUGCCAUCGCGAAAUACUUCCAGCAUGGCAGCAUGAUGACGCCGUCCUUCGACCAGAACAAUCAGCUGUACUACGUGCACGACUCCACGGGCUGGUGGAACCUCUACCAGGUGACACGCAGGAACUUUGAGCGGAACCUGACGCCGCAGUCCCAGGAGGUCGGAUGGCCCAUGUGGUAUUUCGGCCGCCAAGCUUACGCCGUGAACCCCCGUCUGGGCGCCGACGAAGUGGUUGCCAUUUGCGGACACGACCUGACCGUGGUGGAUCUGGUCUCGCUGGAGCGGAGGGUCCUCAAGACGGGCUACGCGGCCUACACCAUGGGCGUGGCCUACUCGCUCGACGGCUCCAAGGUCUACACCGUGGCUGCGGACAGCCUCCGCGGACCACGUCUGGUGGAGGUGAACGUGUCCUCAGGGGAGGCGACGCCCCUGGGGAGAUGGACCGCCGAGGGGGAGGAGGGCUCUGACCCAGGCCACCCCGUCGUCGACCCCCACUACAUCAGCGUCGCCAGGCAGAUCCAGUUCCCGACGACCCAAGGCGACUUCGCCUACGGGUACCUCUACAUGCCCAAGAACAAGGACUACCGUGCGCCCCCGGGGACGCGCCCCCCCCUGCUCGUGAAAGCCCACGGUGGCCCGACGGCCGCGGCCACCAAGACCUACAGCGCCGCCGUCCAGUUCUUCACCUCCCGCGGCUUCGCCAUCCUCGACGUCGACUACAGGGGCAGCACCGGCUACGGCACGCUCUACAGGACCAAGCUGCACGAGAUGUGGGGCGUGUAUGACGUGGACGACGUGCUGGCGGGCGCGGACUACCUGGUGCAGGAGGGCCUCGUCGACCCGGAGCGCCUCUGCAUCGACGGCGGCUCCGCAGGGGGCUACACGGCGCUCUCGGCGCUCACCAUCACCGGCUCCAAGUUCAAGGCUGGUGAGAGCACGCGCGGAUCGGGGAGCAAAUUUCACUCUAUUACAAAUACUUUCAAAGAAAACUUGGUCAUGUAUCUGAGGGAAUUAUCUGUGCCUUGGCGAAAGAAGGUGAGGAGCAAGCUGUUUCCCAAGCAGCAGGCUUCCCCUCUCCGCGCAGCUGAUGGAGCCAAAGGAACGGCAAAGACCGAUACGGUUUGGCAUCGUUGCCAGAACGAGGCCGCAAGCGACAGUGAACUGGCUUAG